Messenger RNA from Closterium sp. Yama58-4, 3063 nucleotides. NCBI's taxonomy places the organism in Eukaryota, Viridiplantae, Streptophyta, Zygnematophyceae, Desmidiales, Closteriaceae. The record is from the annotation of a GenBank genome assembly.
AUGAAUCGCGGUCCGGGUUAUUGGAAAGGCUUGAGGGGUUCUCGAGCCGCGUUUAAGAAGCAGGCCAAGUUCAAGGCGUGCCAGUCCAUACUCCUCUGCAUUCUCAUCUUCUUCGUCCUGCAUGUGAUUUUCACGUCAACCAGGAGGUCCGCGUCAACGCAGGCAGUGAACAAGCUCAAGAGCCUCACUAAGCGUCUGCCUGAGGGGGGGGCGAGCAGCCGUUUGGCCACAGCAACACAGGCUAUUCAGCAGGAGAUCAGUGAGUGGCGCCUCUCCCCUGCCUCCUUAAAUUCGCCCUCGUUUCUUUCUCUCGUCAACACUUCAUCCGACUUCUGUCCGAAUUGCACUGUGUUUCUCGUCCCGUCCCAUUUCAGUGGGCGCAAUGAUUGCCCUUCACACGCCCCACGCCCCUUCACAUCUCUCACGCACAUCCCCUCUCAUUCCUCGUUUGCCUCAAACACCUCUGAUCACGCCCGUGCAGCUUAUGACGACGCAGGUGGCGCUGGGGAAAUGGCCGCGGCGGUGGGGGGAGGAGGAGCGCGCGGAGUAGGAUUGGGGGGAGGGGGAUUGGUGGGAGGGCAGGCGACAGGUGAGGUGACGGGCGGUGUAGCGGGGGGUGCGGGAGGAGAUACAGGGAGUGGAAUUAGAGGAGACACAGGGGCGGAGGCAGGGCGAGGAGCAGAAGACGGGAGUGGGGUUGAGGUGGAGGAGGAGGAGGAGGGGGACGGAGCCCACCACAGGGACCGAGGGUGGGAUGACAGCAGAGGGCGGGAGGAGGGCGCAGGACAGGAGGAGAGGGGAGGGCAGGGGGAGCGGGCAGGGCUGCAGGAAGGGGGAGGGCAGUGGGAGGGGCAAGGGCAGCAUGAGGGGGGAGCAGGGGACGGGGCGGAGGGGGGAGCAGGGGACGGGGCGGAGGGGGAUGACGUGGAGGAAGGGAAUGGGCAGGAGAAAUCGGAGGAGGAGAAGCAGAGGGAACUGGAGCUGCUACAGGGGCUGCUUAAAGCGGAGAUGGACGCGCAGGGUGGGGGGAGAUAUGGGGGUGAGGGGAAGGGGGGCCAUGGGGGGAAGGAGGGGAACGAGGGAAAGGGGUCAGGUGAGGUAGGGGGGGAUGGUGGGAAGGAAAGGGAUGAUGAGGAGGAGGAGGACCCGGAUGAGACAGAGCAAUGGGGUGAGGGGGCAGAACGAGUGGGUGGAACAGGGGAAAAAACUGAGAGGGAGAGGAGCGUGAGGGAAGGAUCGAGGGAUAAUGGCGUGGAUGGUGGUGGUAGUGGGGAUGGUGGUGGCGGUGGGUACAGCGGCAAGAUGGCAUCAGACUCGACAGGGAAGGCAGUAGUGGGUGGGGGUGGGGGAACAGCACGGGCAGAUGGUGGUGGGGCGCAUGGGGGGAGCAAGUACGAUGAGUGGGAGGAGGGGGUAGUGGCGCGCUCACUGGGCACAGAGGAGGGGCGAGGGCGAGGGUCAGGGGCUGCGAGGGAGACAGGGAUUGGCAGGGAGAUAGGGCGUGAGGAUGCAGGAGGGAAGGAGGGGCGAGAAGGGGAGGGGGGGACCAUGGGGCAUGCGGUUGGGGAGGAUGCUCAUGAUACUACUGGUGAUGCUGAUGCUCAUGAUUCUCAUGAGGCGGCUGGUCAUGCUGAUGCUGCUGGUGCUGCUGGUGGCACCAACGCGUUGCGGGAGGGAAGCACAGAGCAUGGUGUGAAGCCUGAGGAGGGCGGACAGGUAGUGCACAGAGGGGAGGAGAGAGGAGUGGGGGGAGAGGGGCCAGAAGAGGAGGGAUCAGACGAGGAGGGGGGAGAAGUUGAGGAGGGCACGUCCGUGGCAGUGGAGAGGGGCCAGUCUGACCAGCGCAAGCAGCUGAUGGAGCAGGAGGCUGCCAGAGACAGCUUGCCAGUGGCAGGUUACAGAGGGGCAGCAGCAGCAACAGCAGCAGCAGCACAUGUGCAGCGGGCAGGAGACAGAGGUGCGACAGGGGAGGAGGGCACGUCCGUGGCAGUGGAGAGGGGGCAGUCUGACCAGCGCAAGCAGCUGAUGGAGCAGGAGGCUGCCCGCCGCAGCGUGCCCCUGGCAGGUUACAGAGGGGCAGCAGCAGCAUCAGCAGCAGGGCUGGUGGGUGAUAGAGGCGCGGCGGCAGAUGUGGGACAGGUAGGAGAGAGAGGGGCGGUAGCACAUGAAGGACAGGUGGCAGGCGCAGGGCAGGUGGGAGAAAGUGGGGUGGCAGGAGGUGUGGGGCUGGUAGGGGGUGCCGGAAGGGAAAUGGACGGAUCCUUGAGUGGAGAAACACCAGCAGCUGCAGCAGAGGCAGCAGCAGCAGCAGCAGCAGCGGGAGGGAACAGCAAAGCAGGCAGUAACGGGCUGGGGUGGGUUAUCAAGAGGAGAGGGCGUUUCAAUGGUCCUGAGGAGGUUCUGUCUGGUGCAGGUCGGACUGACGGCUCAGCUGCUGCUGCUGCUGUUGAAGGAAGAGCAGAUACAGGAACAUCUACAGGAGCAGCAGCAGGAGCAACAAUGGCAAGGGGAGAAGCAGGAGAGGGCGCAGCAGAGGCAGCAACAGCAGGAGUUAAAGCGGUGGAGGUGGAUGAGGAGAGGGGGGAUGUGCAGGUGCCGGUGGUUGUGAUUGUAUUGAAGCCUCGCGUGGGCAAGUGUGCUCCUGGCACCGCACUGCACCGAGCACCUCGCCCCAUCAUGUGCUGCAGGUGGGCUCACCCCCCAUCCCCUUCCCCAUUCCCCCCAAUCCCCAUCCGCAUCCCCAUCUCCCCUCCCACUCUUACCACACCUCCCCUCUCUCCCCCCUCUCUCCCAUGCACCCCCCCCUCCAUUCACCCUUGCCACCCCCCCUCUUCCCUCCUGGGGGUGGCAUUCACGCGCUACGCCCUCUUCAAUCGAACCAUUUUCCCCUCCCGCCCGCACAGCAAGCUCGCCAGCGCAACAGUCAAGUGCACCUGGUGGGCCCGCGCGAGUGUGCAGCAGCAGCGGCCGGCCUGGGCGCGGCAUUCACUCGUUAUGCUCUCUUCAACCAAACCAUCUCCGCCUUCCGCUCCUCCUUUGGCACUCCUCGCACCGACCUCGUGA